AUGAGGCAGAUCACAUUGCCAGAAGGAAAGGGGCUACGCUUGGGCUACCCGUCUAGGACACUGCUCUCAAGUUUGUACCGUACCCUCUUGACACCGACAACCCAGGAAGGUCAACCAGGAGACAACACGACUCUCCAGAAGUUUAUCUUCGUCUUCAGGUCCUCCCCAGUCUGUCGAGCAACCCUCAAGAACAAACUCAGACAUAUCAUCAUCAGAGGUGCCUUCAAAGCCUGGAAACCUUCCGCUCCAGACACUCCGUCCUUUGUCGUCCUACGCGACCUGUUCUAUCAAGACAUCACCGCACCAGUGCUCGACGCACUGUCACAGCAAUUCUUCAGCUCCUUCGAGACAGUCACGCCAACACCGCCAACCCUUGACGAACUCUACCGGCAAUUCGACACGUGCACAAUCUUUUGGUACGACGUGGUUCUAGACGCUUGA
Cladophialophora carrionii CBS 160.54 is the source of this 441-nucleotide messenger RNA. RefSeq lists its product as uncharacterized. Lineage: Eukaryota; Fungi; Ascomycota; Eurotiomycetes; Chaetothyriales; Herpotrichiellaceae. The transcript has a single exon. The record is from RefSeq and is a predicted model, not a curated record. The coding region runs from base 1 to 441 and encodes 146 amino acids.